AUGCAGAAACACAUUGCCAAGGGUUACGUGAGACGCGUGGACCCGGAUGAGAUAGCCAAAGACGGCAACGACCAGUGGUACCUACCCCAUUUCCCGGUAGUACGCUCAGAUAAAUCCACGUCAAAAGUGAGAAUAGUAUUUGACGGUGCAGCCCGCUGGGAUGGACACUCCAUCAACGAUGAGAUGUUUACAGGUCCUGCACUUCAAAACGACAUGACCAGCGUGUUGAUCCGAUUCUCUUUGGAACCAGUUGCGCUUGUUGGUGAUGUGUCGGAGAUGUUCCUCCAAGUCAAACUGGCGGAACGUGACCAGCGCUAUCAUCGCUUUCUGUGGUAUGAUGACAAUGGCCAAGUGCAGGUGUAUCAGUUCACCCGUGUGCUCUUCGGCGCUAAGGCGUCACCGUAUCUGGCAGGACGAGCGGUGAAAGAGGUCAUCAAGCACCACGGUGAUGAGUACGACUCUGACGUCGUGCAGUGCCUAAGCAAAGACCUCUACGUUGACGACAUGCUGUCAUCACUACCAUCCACACAGCGUGCCAUCCAGGCCAGAGAGCAAACGCAGCAGCUACUUGCCAAGGGCGGUUUUCACAUGCGAAAAUGGCUGUCGAACAAAGCUGAAGUGAUGAACACCAUACCAGAGGAAGAUAGGUCACCUGAUGUUGUCCGAGAUGUGGACAGUGACACCAGCCUCCCAACUGUCAAGACUCUCGGCGUCAGUUGGAACGCCGAGAAGGAUGCCUUCACCUUCCAGCAUCAAAUGAAGGACAUCACGACAUUCACCCGACGCUCUGUGUUGCGCGGCCUGGCCUCCAUAUUCGAUCCGCGUGGCCUGAUCUCGCCAUACGUCAUCACGGCUAAGGUACUCCUGCAGGAUGCCUGGUUGCUGGGACAGGGAUGGGACGACCUGCUGCCAAAGGAACAAGUCGUCAAGUGGCAGGGUUGGUUCCAAGGCCUCCCAGACCUGAGUAACCUGGAGAUCAGCCGCUGUUUCAAGGAUCCACAACAGCCAUCCGAAGACGCCAGUCUUUCCGUGCACUGCUUCUCCGACGCCUCAGAUCGGGCGAUAGCAGCCGCUGUGUAUGUCAGAGCCAGCUACCCAGACGGUACCACCCGAAUAACGCUAGCGAUGUCGAAAGCGAAGCCGGCACCAGUGAGGCGACAGACGAUCCCGCAGCUUGAACUGAGAGCAGCUGUGCUUGGCGUUCGCGUUAGUCAUCUCGUCGCUGAAUCCAUCGGUAUCCCAGUGUCAGCUCACACAUUUUGGACGGACUCGAUGAACGUCUUGGGCUGGGUCCAAAGCCACAGCCGGCGCUACAAAGUGGACAUUGGCAACCGAAUCUCUGAGCUCCAGACCUCAACGAGAGCACACCAGUGGCGACAUGUUCCCCGAAAGAACAACCCUGCAGACAAAGGUACUCGUGGUUUGUCUGCUGCAUUACUGUGCCGUGACGCAGUGUGGUGGUCCGGUCCACAGUUUCUUCGCCAGCAGCCAGAUGAGUGGCCUCAGAUGAAGGAAGUCAGCACAUCCUCGCUGCCUGGUCAGCUCAAGACGGCGCUAGUUGCAGUCGUCCCUCCACCCUCCGAGAUCCUGGGUCGCUUUAGCACAUGGUCGCGACUGGUACGCGUGACAGCAUGGUGCAAGCGAUUUGUGGCAAACUGUCGGCAGGCAGUCAGUGACAGCAAGUCCACGAAGGGGGAUGCCGCAUCGGACAGCCAGUCCAGCACGCCAGUGAGAAUGCCAGUACAGCUUGGCGGCACCCGCUCCAUCAGUGUUCCAGUUCUCAGCACUGACGAAGUAUCAGUAGCAGAGCGGCACUGGAUUGCAACUGCCCAGAAGGAUUGCCAUGGUACAGCAUACCAUCGUCUACAGUCUAGGCAACCGAUGUUGAAAUCGGACCCUCUGGCACCUCUCUGUCCCCAGUUCGAUAGUGCAACAGAGUCACCCCUGAUGACGGUAGGAGGUCGAUUGCAAGCUACAAAGAACAUGCCAAGUGGCGUACGCCACCCAGUCAUCCUACCAGCAAAGCACCGAGUAACCCAGCUGAUAAUCGAACAGGAAGAUCAUCGGUGCUUCCAUGCAGUUGGGCCACAGCAUCUUCUGGCCAAUCUGCGACAACGCUACUGGAUUGUUCACGGAACAUCGACAGUCAAGGCCGUUCGAAGCAACUGCGUUACUUGCCGUAAGAACCGUGCGGAGCCAGCGUCCCAGAUGAUGGGCCAGAUUCCAGACUUCCGAGUUGCAGGCCCGUUGAAACCGUUCAGACGUACAGGAGUUGAUUACGCGGGUCCCUUCCUGACCAAGCAGGGCCGAGGUAAGACGCAGGCUAAGCGGUACCUGUGCCUGUUCACUUGCCUUGAGACUCGUGCCUGUCACCUAGAGGUAUCCUAUGGCCUUUCCACUGAGUCAUUCCUGUUAGCAUUUGAGAGAUUCACAAAGCGCCGUGGUGUCCCGCUUGAAAUGGUCAGCGACAACGGGACCAACUUCACUGCCGCGGAGCGAGAACUCCGUGAGGCCGUCCGGGCCAUGGACAAGGAGAAGAUCGAGAAGAGACUGGUCAGUGAUGGCGUGCGAUGGCGCUUCAACCCACCUAGAGCACCACAUUUCGGCGGCGUAUUCGAAUCCCUCAUCAAGACGGCUAAGCGCGGACUCACAGCAGUACUUGGGAAAGCGGACGUCACAGAUGAAGAGUUAGUGACUGCCAUGUGCCAGGUUGAGGGCAUGAUGAACUCGCGCCCGCUGACAGUUGUAAGUGCCGAUGCAGCUGAUUUGCAGCCUCUAACACCAGCACAUUUCCUCGUCGGACGACUCGACCCACCAAUGGCUCUGGAAGUGAAAGCAGACGAGCACCCCUGCAGAGACCCACGCAAACGUUGGUUGUAUGUUCAGCGGCUUGUAGCAGACGUGUGGAACAGGUGGCGAGAUGAGUAUGUUCCCUUGUUGAAUGUCCGUCGUAAGUGGCAACGUCAAGGUCGCAAUGUAGCCGUAGGUGACAUCAUGCUGUGUCUUACAUCAAACACUCCCCGUGGAACAUGGCCCAUGGGUAGAGUCACAGCAGUGCAUCCUGGUGCAGACAAGCUCGUCCGAGUAGUGGAUAUUAAGAUCGACGACAAGAUCUACCGACGGUCUAUCCACCAUCUAGUACCUAUUCUGGACACCGAGUAG
Molecule: messenger RNA, 3162 nt
Organism: Sycon ciliatum
Lineage: Eukaryota; Metazoa; Porifera; Calcarea; Leucosolenida; Sycettidae
Exons: 1
Coding region: 1-3162 (1053 amino acids)
Biological process (GO): DNA integration
Molecular function (GO): nucleic acid binding
Source: RefSeq, a predicted model, not a curated record